AUUCCUCAGUCCAAAAGCCAAAUUUUAAGUUGAAAUAGAUAGAUCUAUUCAAUUUCAAAUUCUUUUUUCUUUUGGUGAAGUGAAGGAAGUGAAGGAAGGAUGUUGAAAUUAUUGACUACAUAAGAGUAACUUAAAAAAAGUGCUAGUCAGGAUGACACGCAAUUGAUUUGAGAAAUAGUUGUCAAUAUUGAUGGUUACUGGAUGGAUGAAAGGAAUCUACUUCUUAAAUACCAUCACCAUGGCCUCUUGUCUUCGAUAUUCAGAGAACUUUUAAUUUUGUGUGUCUUACCAACUAACCAAUCUUUAAUAGAAUGGCUUCCACUUCCAGGCUGCUGCUUCAUGGUUCAUUGCCUCCUCCCACUACAUCCAUUUCCAAAACCAUUACUGGUUCACAUGCAGUGAGAGCUUUAUGGCAUAAUAAUGGGAAAUAUCCAAAAGAGAAAACUUGCAUUGAGACACCAUUAUUAUUGCAGCAUAAUCAGAAGAAUCAUUAUACAUGUGAUCAAAUUAAGAGAAAACACUUUGUGAAUGCAACUCAUGCACAAUCGAAGAAUGAACCUGAAUCACAACCUGAUUCUGCAAAACCCAUUUGGAAUUCUAUCAAAGAUGUUACGCAUACUAUCCAAAAGUUUAGCGUAUUCUAUGCGUUAAUUGGCCUGUUAUCGGGCAUACUUUCUUCAUCACUCCUUGCAGUAGAAAAAUUAUCAGAUUUAUCUCCAACAUUUUUUAUUUCCAUGUUACAGUUUAUGGCAGCUUAUAGCUCUAUGCAAUUGUAUACUACUGGCGUGAAUCAGUUAGCCGAUAUUGAAAUAGACAAGAUUAAUAAGCCAUACCGUCCAUUGGCAUCAUCGAAAAUUUCUUUUGGAGGUGGACUCGCUAUUGUUGCAGCAUCUUUAUUUAUGAGCUUUGGACUUGCGCUGAUGAUAGGAUCAAAGCCUUUGCUUUGGGGUCUCAUAUUAAUUUUUAUAUUGAUGACUGCUUAUUCAGUUAACUUACCCUUUUUAAGAUGGAAGAAAUCUACAAUUCUUACAUUACUGUCUGGCGUACCAACUAUUCUGACUGCAUAUAAUUUGGCACCAUAUCUUCACAUGAAGACCUUUGUGCUGAAGAAGCCAUUUAUAUUUACAAGAUCACUAGCAUUUACCACUGUGGUCAUGACCUUCUUCUAUGUAGUUAUAUCAUUGUUCAAGGACAUACCCGACAUUGAAGGAGACAAAAAAGAAGGUCUUCAAACUUUGUCUAUACGCUUGGGUCCUAAACGAGUAUUUUGGUUGUGUAUUUCACUUCUUGAGAUGACUUAUGGAAUUGCCAUUAUAAUGGGAUUAACAUCUCCAUUCCUAUGGAGCAAAAUCUUCACGGUUAUGGCACAUGCCAUCAACGCUUGGAUUUUGUGGUUUCGUGCUAAUUCUGUAGAUUUAAAGAGCAAAGAAGAUUUCCAAUCCUUUUAUAUGUUUAUCUUUAAGCUCCUUUACUUGGAGAAUGUCCUUGUGCUUUUUGUGAGAUAAAGAAGCAAUAAAUUAUUGAUUUAACAAAGAGUGCAACCUUUGCCAUAUCUCAUUGUUUUUGUUUUGGUCUACCAAUAAAAUAGGAUUAAGUGAAUAAAAUGAAUAUAAAUGACGGAAAUGUUUAGUAACAAUGCAAAAAAAUAUUAGUAAAAAAUAAUUAAAAUAUAUUUUAUUUAAUAUCUAUUAAUUAUUAUAAUAAUUAAUAAAUAUUAAAUAAGAUAAAUUUUUUUUUUCUCUAGCAUUACCGUAUAAAUGGAGAGUUGUAUAUGAUAGUAGAGCGAAAAUCUUAUUGACAAAUAAUUAUAAAAGUGAAAUAAAUGUAAGUAUGUAAUCUGUUGAAAAAGUCUGUUAGCUAUGAAAAGAGUUAGCUCAGUUUCAGUUAAGUUAAAAUUUCUAAAACUAUCCACCAAAUGUAUUUAAGUAAGAUUUUUUUCUUUUUAUAUAACUAACUUUCAAAUAAUUUUAUCAAUAAUAAAAUUCUCUCUCCCCUUCAUUUUUUCCUGAUUUUCACUUAAGGACUAAUACCUUUAUGGUAUCAGAUUCUCUAGGUUCCAUAGCUUCGGCUAUCAAAUUAUUUAA
Molecule: messenger RNA, 2084 nt
Organism: Arachis stenosperma
Lineage: Eukaryota; Viridiplantae; Streptophyta; Magnoliopsida; Fabales; Fabaceae
Product: naringenin 8-dimethylallyltransferase 2, chloroplastic-like
Exons: 12
Coding region: 312-1505 (397 amino acids)
Cellular component (GO): membrane
Molecular function (GO): transferase activity, transferring alkyl or aryl (other than methyl) groups
Source: RefSeq, a predicted model, not a curated record